CGUGGGGGGCAGAGGACAACAUUCCUCUUUUGGGAAUUAGUUCUCUCUUCUACCCCGUGGGGCCAGAGCUUCAACUCAUUCAGGCUUGGCAGGAAGCACAUUCACCCUCUGAGGCAAGUCGCCGGCCUUUUCAGCGUUUUUUGCUGGUGAGUCAGCCCCUAGAGGAGACCCUAGCCUUCCAUCUGACUCUCUUUUAGCAAGGGAGUAUCUCCUUUCCACGCAGUCUCUUUUGACCCUUUGAAGGAUCUGCCGGUAUCCCUCCGCUGUGACAGUGACAUAAGCUAAUCAUUGUGAGCCUUGGGGCCAUCCUAUGCACAGAUCUGAAGAUGGUGAUGGGGUGUAUGGCAGAAACUUUUCCAGGACCUGUCCACCUCAAUGUUCAGAAUGUCUGCCUAGGGGUUCAAUUCAUGGGGCCUGCCAUUCAUUUGGGGUAAAAUCUAUGCUGUCUGAAACAUUCUGUGUUUCAUGGAACUAGGGUUGUUUCCUUGUAGAACUAUUUUAAUUGCCGCUGCCCGGGACUGGAGAAAUGGCUCAGUGGUCAAGGGUUUCUGUUGUUCUUGCAGAGGACCUAAAUUCAGUUCCCAGCACUCCCAUGGCAGAUUUAACCAUCUGGACCUAUGGUUCCAGUGGGUCUAGGGUCCCUUACGGCCUCCACAGCAGCAGGCGGGCACUCAGUGCACUCAGACACAUUCAGGCAAAACACUCAUGCAUGUAUAAGAAAAAUAAAGAUAUCUUAGAAAAGGAGUAUGGGAGUUGGGGAUUUAGCUCAGUGGUAGAGCGCUUGCCUAGGAAGCGCAAGGCCCUGGGUUCGGUCCCCAGCUCCGAAAAAAAGAACCAAAAAAAAAAAAAAAAGAAAAGAAAAAGAAAAAAGAAAAGGAGUAUGGUGCCUAGCCUUCUACUGCCUAUGUCUAGAGGAUUCCUUCCCAUCUGUAGGGAACUGUUUGCUGCUUCUCUGAAGCAGAGGGAAGGGCGGGGGACUAUUUGCCUGCCAAGCAGAGUCAGGGCAGUUAGGGGCCUUUUGAAAGGUGUCCUGGCCUGCUGAGGCAUGGGAUGAUAAGAGGAGGUGCACUUAAGGCUCAAGAUGAAGAGCUGAAGAUUCUAUUGACCUUGGUGGAAGGAAUAGGGUGUGUGUGUGUGUGUGUGUGUGUGUGUGUGUGUGUGUGUACAAAUGUCUUGUGUAUACUUGAGCACAACUGUUUCUGUUAGCUUGUAGCUUUGCUUCCUACAUACUGAGUGUAACGUGGCUAUGAGAAAUACACUUGCUGCUGUGGUCGUGACCUGCAGCCCUCCCGUUAUGUCUCUCGGAUCUUUCUUCUGUCUUUGCUAUAAUCAUCCUCACUCCCCCCCCACUCCCGGAGGCCUGUUUGACUUCGUACGGGCUGGACCUGUAUACCCAUCCUCUACCACAAAUGAAGGGCCUUUGGCAGAGUUUCCUGGGGAAGGGAAAUCCCCGGAGAACCCAUAAAUUAACCAGUGAAAGCUGUACUCAUCAAGCAAGCAAAAAGGAAAUAUGAACCAGAUAACAAGAAUGAUAGAGAAAAGGUCACAGAAUCAAAGUGACUGCAUGGAAUUAUAAUUUUACAGGACAAACUGGAUUGAAGGAAGUCCUUAAUGAAAGUCCAAUGUAAAAUGACAUUGGAUUUAUAAAAAAUCCAUUGUCAUUGUGGGUAAGAACGCUGUUGCUUCGUCCAGUUCUUUGCCACCAGCCCUUCCUAUGUGCCUAGUGAGUUCCUCAGUCUACCAAGGCUGUACCAGCUACCCUUGCAGCAUAGCUCUGAUGCUCACCCUCCCUGACCUCCUUGGAUGCUGCACAACCCCUGGAUUCAGGCAUCACACCCACUUGCCCAGAUCUGUAAUCUUACACUGUGACCAAGGGGCUACAGCCAGGGGCCAGUGGUGUGUGGACAGUAGAAAUGCCUGAGUCAUCUUCCAUGCCUUACCUAAACUGGGUGGUCUCAGAGAAACUUCCAACUUCCAGGAAGAGCUUAAUAAGGAAAUCCAAAGACCUAUGGCAGUGUCUGGGCAUCUCUGGCGGUCCUUCACAGCCAGAAAUCAGACGAAACCUGCUGCAGACCGUACGACUGGACCCUUGCCAUCUUGGAAUACAGAGGUGGGGUCAGAUGCUGACCUCACAAUGGCAGAGCCUCUCUUUCCUGACCAGUCCACCACCACUGGCCAGCUGCUGUGCUGCUCCUGGGCAUGUCCCUUCUCAGCAGCUAUGAGGGCCUACGACAGGAGAUACAGCGGCUGGCCCAAGAGAAUGAGGAGCUACGGCGGCUAGUGCAGCUCAUCCAGGAAAACCAAGAGCUAAAGCUAGUCCUUAGGAGCAGGGGCAAUAGCCUAAGCUUAUGUGGCUCCAACUUCCUGUCAGAAGCAACUGCCAACCCUAGGCUGCAGAAGCGUAAGACGAUCAGAUUCAAGGAUGUCGAGAGAGGUGAGCCACGGGCAUCCUUCAGAGCUCUCUCAUCCAAUGUGUGCCCAAACGGAAAGAAGCCAUGCAAAACCCUGGGCCUGUGGAGUGUGGCCACCUGUUCCUCGUUGGGUGCUGGUGGUAGGUAGAGGGAGAUGGAGCAAACCCAGGGACAAGGGCGGGAUGAAGUCUUGGGAGUCCAUGCAGGGGCGAGGAGAUGACAUCUCUGAGAAAGUGACAUGGAGCAGAGCUGGGAUGAAAUAAUAGUUGUGAGACUGGGGCGAGCUUGACAAGCUAAGGAACGGUUAGUGCAAAUGCCCUAGGUGGCAGCCAAUUGGCUGUGAGAUUGACGCAGAGGAAAGAGGGUACCAGAAGGAUCUUGCAAGGCAGAGAGAGUUUGAGAAAAGACUGUCUCCUGGCUCUGGGUGUUCUCUCUCUCUCUCUCUCUCUCUCUCUCUCUCUCUCUCUCUCUCUCACACACACACACACACACACACUUUUUUUCUCCAUAUUAGGAGAACUCAGGGCCUCUUCUAUGCUUAACAAGUCAUCUACCACUGAGCUAGCAUGCAGCCCUCUCUAUUUUUUUGCUUUGAAAUGAAAGUCUCACUGAGCUAUGCACCACAGACCUUACUCUGGCAUCCACGAAAUGAGAAAGGGACAUGAGGACAGGUUUUGAAUGCCCAGGGGCACCAGGCAUUACCUGAAGUGUGGUGUGCAGCCCAGAGCCUACAAUACUAAUACCUAACCAGCUCACCCUAGCCUCUAGACCCAAGUGGGCCUUGAGAGCCAGUAGUACACUUAGUCUGGGCUGCUUGGGUGUGCAUGCCCUAAGCUGUGUGAUAUCUGGCCUAGUGCACGGGGAAAGUCCUUUGGGUUCAACUGACUUCCUAUGGUCUCAGAAGCUAGCUAUUCCUCAGGAGCUGCCCUCGUAGGGCAGCAUCUCCUCCACAUGGCUGAUAGUUUUACCCCUUCACUCUGAAUGCUAAAGGGCUCAGGCCUGACUUGAGCCCAGCCUGUGCCCUGCCUGAAGAGGCCCUAACUUUCUACCAGCACAAUUGAGGCUCCCUGGACUCAGUCUUAGAAAGAAUGAAAGUGCUGGCCUAGUAAGAAAGACCUGCUUUCCUGGGGCUAAAACCCCUCAAGGAACAGCAAAGCAAGAAAGAAAUUCUGGUCCUCUUUGCCUACAGUCUUGGUUGUCCUGGGGCCUCCUCUGCCUCUGCACUUUCUCUUCCUUCCAGUUAGGCCACUUAAGGGCCGGCUAAAUAAACAAGAGAGUAGAGGACACAGGAGAAGUUGCCCUGUUGCCCUCCACAAGGGGGAACACCAGUUCCAGAUUUCUGCUGGUCUCAUUACAGGAGAGAUCUCAGAUUAGCUGGACUGAGCCGUUUUUACACUGUAGGGUUGACUGAGGGAUGUGUGCAGAGGUCGCUUGUUUUGUUUUUGUUUUUGUUUUGUUUUGUUUUUUUGUGCCACUUUGCUGCUGAAUAAGACGGCCUCCUACUUUCCAUUGUUCCUUGCUUGCUACGUUCUUUUCCACCCAACCCAUCUCCCGCCUCAGGUCCUCCUACUCUGGGGAACCGUCUGAGUACUUCAGAAAUGUUGUUACUUUAGAGUGGAACCAGUUACUUGGAGACCUGAAGGUGGGUAUCAAGGGCGCCCACUUUCGGCCGACCCAGAACUUGCAGAGAGGUUCCGCAGUUCCGAGAACCAAGGUGCCCUUGAGCCAAAGCGCUGGGUCCGCCCCUAGCUGGCAAGGGCCACUCAGUCCCUCCCUCAAUCCGUGGAUCGCUCUGGGCGAAGGAGGAGGUGCUCAGGCCCGGCCCGCAUUUAUGUAAUCCGGAGGGCCAAGCACACCAGGCUUUUCUCCCAGGGUUACCAGCUGAAGAGCCAUUCCUGGACUCCAGCUUCAACGUCAUGGGCAGCCCAGAAGGGCGCUUCCAUUUCGCCAUCGACCGCGGUGGCACCUUCACAGAUGUCUUUGCCCAGUGCCCUGGAGGGCAUGUGCGUGUCCUGAAGCUGCUCUCAGAGGACCCUGCCAACUAUGCAGAUGCACCCACAGAGGGCAUCCGCCGAAUUCUAGAGCAGGAGGAGGGUGUGCUGCUGCCUCGAGGCCGACCGCUAGACACCAGUCGCAUUGCCAGCAUCCGCAUGGGUACCACGGUGGCCACCAAUGCACUGUUGGAACGACAGGGAGAACGGGUGGCACUGCUGGUGACUCGGGGUUUCCGAGACCUGCUGCAUAUUGGCACUCAGGCCCGCCCGGACCUCUUUGACUUGGCUGUGCCCAUGCCAGAGGUUCUGUAUGAGGAAGUGCUGGAGGUAGAUGAGCGAGUGGUGCUGUAUCGCGGAGAACCAGGUGCCGGCUCUCCUGUCAAAGGCCGCACAGGGGACCUGCUAGAGAUACAGCAGCCUGUGGACCUGGAAGCCCUGCGUGGGAAGCUGGAGGGGCUCUUGUCUCGGGGCAUUCACAGUCUGGCAGUGGUGCUCAUGCAUUCGUACACGUGGGCCCAGCAUGAGCAGCAGGUGGGCACGCUGGCCCGGGAGCUGGGCUUCACGCACGUCUCCUUGUCCUCGGAAGUCAUGCCCAUGGUACGAAUUGUUCCUCGGGGCCAUACAGCCUGUGCUGACGCUUACCUUACUCCCACCAUCCAGCGCUAUGUGCAGGGCUUCCGCCGAGGCUUCCAGGGCCAGCUAAAGAAUGUGCAAGUUCUCUUCAUGCGCUCUGAUGGUGGCCUCGCACCCAUGGAUGCUUUCAGUGGUUCCCGGGCUGUGCUCUCUGGCCCUGCUGGGGGUGUGGUUGGCUACUCAGCUACCACCUACCAUCUGGAAGGCGGUCAGCCUGUCAUUGGCUUUGACAUGGGAGGCACAUCCACAGACGUGAGCCGCUAUGCUGGAGAAUUUGAGCAUGUCUUUGAGGCUAGCACAGCAGGCGUUACCCUUCAGGCACCCCAGUUGGACAUCAACACAGUGGCAGCUGGCGGGGGUUCCCGCCUCUUCUUCAGAUCUGGCCUCUUUGUGGUUGGUCCAGAGUCAGCAGGUGCCCACCCAGGUCCUGCCUGCUACCGUAAAGGGGGUCCUGUGACAGUGACAGAUGCUAAUCUGGUCCUGGGUCGCCUGCUGCCUGCCUCCUUCCCCUGCAUUUUUGGGCCAGGAGAAGACCAGCCACUGUCUCCUGAGGCUUCCCGAAAGGCUCUAGAGGCUGUGGCCAUGGAGGUCAACAGUUUCUUGACCAAUGGACCGUGCCCAGCUUCCCAACUAAGUCUGGAAGAGGUGGCCAUGGGGUUUGUGCGUGUUGCCAAUGAAGCCAUGUGCCGGCCUAUCCGUGCCCUCACACAGGCACGAGGCCAUGACCCCUCAGCCCAUGUAUUGGCUUGCUUUGGAGGAGCUGGUGGGCAACACGCUUGUGCCAUUGCCCGGGCCCUGGGGAUGGAUACUGUGCACAUUCACAGGCACAGCGGGCUGCUGUCAGCACUAGGACUGGCCUUGGCAGAUGUGGUUCACGAAGCACAGGAGCCCUGUUCCCUGUCUUACACACCUGAAACCUUUGCACAACUGGACCAGAGACUGAGCCGCCUGGAGGAGCAGUGUGUGGAUGCCUUGCAGGUCCAGGGCUUCCCUAGGUCUCAGAUCAGCACCGAGAGCUUCCUGCAUCUUCGCUACCAAGGCACUGACUGCGCCCUAAUGGUGUCUGCCCAUCAGCAUCCGGCCACAGCCUGCUCACCCCGUGCUGGUGACUUUGGAGCCGCAUUUGUGGAGAGGUACAUGAGAGAGUUUGGCUUCAUUAUCCCCGAGCGGCCGGUGGUGGUAGAUGAUGUACGUGUGAGGGGAACUGGCCGUAGUGGACUUCAGCUGGAGGACACCCCCAAAAUCCAGACUGGACCUCCCCACGUGGAAAAGGUGACCCAGUGCUACUUUGAAGGGGGUUAUCAGGAGACUCCCGUGUACCUUUUAGGAGAACUAGGCUACGGGCACCAGCUCCAAGGGCCCUGCCUUAUCAUCGACAACAACAGCACCAUCCUUGUAGAACCGGGUUGCCAAGCAGAGGUGACUGAUACAGGGGACAUCCGCAUUUCUGUGGGAGCUGAGGGUCCUAGUAUGGCAGAUACCAGGCUUGACCCCAUCCAGCUGUCUAUUUUCUCACACCGCUUCAUGAGCAUUGCUGAGCAGAUGGGCCGCAUCCUACAGCGCACAGCCAUCUCUACCAACAUCAAGGAACGCCUCGACUUCUCCUGUGCCCUCUUUGGGCCAGAUGGGGGCCUCGUCUCCAAUGCUCCCCACAUUCCUGUGCACCUGGGUGCCAUGCAAGAGACUGUACAGUUCCAGAUUCAGCACUUAGGAGCCGACCUCCAUCCUGGUGAUGUGUUGCUCAGCAACCAUCCCAGCGCAGGGGGCAGCCAUCUUCCUGACCUGACUGUCAUUACACCGGUGUUUUGGCCAGGCCAGACGAGGCCUGUGUUCUACGUGGCUAGCCGAGGGCACCACGCAGACAUUGGAGGAAUCACACCGGGCUCUAUGCCGCCUCACUCCACCACGCUGCAACAGGAGGGUGCCGUUUUUCUGUCCUUCAAACUGGUCCAGGGAGGCGUCUUCCAGGAAGAGGCAGUGACAGAGGCCCUACGGGCACCAGGCAAGAUCUCUGGCUGUAGUGGAACCAGGAACCUGCAUGACAACCUGUCGGAUCUUCGUGCCCAGGUGGCAGCUAACCAGAAAGGCAUCCAGCUGGUGGGAGAGCUGAUCGGACAGUAUGGCUUAGAUGUGGUGCAGGCCUAUAUGGGCCAUAUUCAGGCGAAUGCUGAGCUAGCAGUGAGAGACAUGCUCCGGGCUUUUGGAACUUCCCGGCAGGCCAGGGGCCUGCCCCUGGAGGUGUCUGCAGAGGAUCACAUGGAUGAUGGCUCUCCCAUCUGUCUGCGUGUUCAGAUCAACCUGAGUCAGGGCAGUGCGGUAUUUGACUUCACUGGUUCCGGGUCUGAGGUGUUUGGCAAUCUCAAUGCCCCGAGAGCCAUAACACUGUCUGCUCUCAUCUAUUGCUUACGCUGUCUAGUGGGCCGUGACAUCCCACUUAACCAGGGUUGCCUGGCUCCUGUGCGUGUCAUAAUUCCCAAAGGCUCCAUAUUGGAUCCAUCCCCAGAGGCAGCAGUGGUCGGCGGCAACGUGCUCACAUCUCAGCGAGUAGUGGAUGUCAUUCUGGGGGCUUUUGGGGCCUGUUCAGCCUCCCAGGGCUGCAUGAACAAUGUGACCCUGGGCAAUGCCCGUAUGGGCUACUAUGAGACAGUGGCUGGUGGUGCCGGUGCGGGCCCUGGCUGGCAUGGGCGCAGUGGUGUACACAGUCACAUGACCAACACACGCAUUACGGAUCCAGAGAUUCUGGAGAGUCGGUAUCCAGUUAUCCUGCGCCGCUUUGAGCUGAGGCCAGGCUCCGGGGGCCGAGGUCGCUUCCGGGGAGGUGAUGGCGUAGUCCGAGAGCUGGUCUUUCGGGAAGAGGCGCUGUUGUCUGUGCUCACCGAGCGCCGGGCCUUCCAGCCUUACGGCCUCCACGGGGGAGAGCCUGGUGCGCGUGGCUUAAACCUCCUGAUCAGAAAAGAUGGGCGCACAGUGAAUUUGGGCGGCAAGACAUCUGUGACCGUGUACCCCGGGGACGUGUUCUGCCUCCACACGCCUGGGGGUGGGGGCUACGGAGACCCGGAGGAUCCAGCGCCACCACCAGGCUCGCCCCCGCUAUUUCCAGCCUUCCCCGAGCGCGGCAGUGUAUUCGAGUACCGCCGCGCCCAGGAAGCCGUAUGAGUGCCCCACAAUAAAGAUCCUUUGAAUCGCACGAUA
Molecule: messenger RNA, 8230 nt
Organism: Rattus norvegicus (Norway rat)
Lineage: Eukaryota; Metazoa; Chordata; Mammalia; Rodentia; Muridae
Gene: Oplah
Product: 5-oxoprolinase (ATP-hydrolysing)
Cellular component (GO): cytosol
Molecular function (GO): hydrolase activity; catalytic activity; 5-oxoprolinase (ATP-hydrolyzing) activity
Source: RefSeq, a predicted model, not a curated record